Molecule: messenger RNA, 474 nt
Organism: Paramuricea clavata
Lineage: Eukaryota; Metazoa; Cnidaria; Anthozoa; Malacalcyonacea; Plexauridae
Source: the annotation of a GenBank genome assembly
AUGGCAGAACGUCCAAGACGAAGCAGCCUUUUUGAAGUGGGUUUUCCUCUUCAAAAAGAUCGAGGUUCAAGUAUUGUUAAUAUUCAACCAAGUAUUUUUGAACAUCGACCACAGAAAGUUGUUUUUGAAAACACUUACAAAAUGGAGCCAAACAAGAAACUCGAGUUAAAAGAAAUUGAAAAACUUAUGGAAAACACUCUGGAGUCAUUUCUUCAAAAUGUUACAUAUGAUGCAAUCCGCUGCCGAAGUCUUGUGAACUCUUUGUCGCUGACAAUUCGUGAACAAGUAAAGCUUUUGGAUUAUAAACGUUAUAAAGUUACUUGCUGGGUCAACAUAAUGGAAAACAAAUCUCAAGGAGUACGUAUUGCAAGUCGUUGUUUGUGGGAUGACAAGAAAGAUAAUCAAGUUAGUGCUGUAUAUUGCAAUACUUCACUUGUUUGUUUGGCAACUGUCUUUUUGGUUUAUUGCGAAUAA